AUGACAAGUGGAAUCCAGGAUGAAAUUCCUCUUGGUCACUCCAAAAGAAAAAAGGCUAAGGGAAUAAAUUCAUUAGAUAGUAUUGUUCCAGCAGCUGUACGCCAGCCAUUUGAAAGAAGAGACCCUCUGUCUCCUGAGGCGCAGGAUAUUGCGACUCAGAGGAAACGCAAAAAGAAGAAGUUGCUUCCAGAAUCGGAGACUUCCUUCACCAAGCAGAAUGGAAACGGCUUGGAUCCUCAGCCAGUUGAAGAAAUUCUAACUCGUAAACCUCGGAAAAAAGUCAAGAAAACUCGGGCAGCCGAAAAUGCCAAUGAAUUAGGCGUGGAGGAAGAGGAUAUAAUUGAAGAGGAGCAAGUCAGAAGCUCUGAACAACAUCCUGUCUUUUCUGCUCCCGUCGGUGUUAGCCAGCCUAUUAGCAAGGUGUUUGUUGAAAAAAAUAGGCGUUUCCAGGCAGCUGACCGCAAUGAUUUGAUCAAAACCACGGAAAACAUUGAUUUGUUUCUGGACGUGAAGGCUUCUUGGACCACCAAAGAUGUGGCACUCUCGGUUCACCAUGGUUUUAGGGUGGUUGGACUUUUUACUCACGGCUUCCUCGCGGGCUAUGCCGUCUGGAACAUCAUUGUGAUUUACGUUCUGGCAGGGAACCAGCGGUCCGCUGCCUCCAACUUGCUGGAGCAAUAUAAGACAUUGGCUUAUCCUGCGCAGAGUCUCCUUUACCUUCUUCUUGCCAUUUGCACAGUUUCAGCUUUCGAUCGGAUUGACUUGGCUAAAGCAUCCCUAGCACUACGGAGCUUUCUGACUCUGGACCCAGCAGCAAUUGCCUCUCUCCUGUACUUUGCAGCACUCGUCUUGUCACUGAGCCAGCAGAUGACGGGUGACAGAAUCAACCUGUACACGCCGCCUUCAGAGAACGGCAGCUUGUGGACCUCAGGUGCAGAGGAAAAGAUUCUUCAGCCCUGGAUUGUGGUCAAUCUAGUAGUAGCACUCCUCGUUGGUCUCUCCUGGCUCUUCUUGUCCUAUCGGCCUCAGCUGGAUCACAGUGAAGAGCUGUUUAACGCUGAAAUUGAAGACUACCCCCCGCUAGAAAAAGAAGCCCAAAUCUCUUAAUGAAACGAAGAACCUCUUCAAAAACUAAAGCCAUGAUGGUUGAACUUUAUAUAUUUAUACUUGUAUGUCAUGUUUUGUAUUAAAAUAUGUUUUCAUGUUGUAUGCACAUUUUGUAUUGAUAGUAUAAUUACACAGCUUUUUUGUAUUUUCUGUAGUUCUUAAACGGUAAGACAAUGUCGUCCCUUAUUUCUUCAAGAAUCUUCAGAAAUGACUCUGUCAAUAUACCUAGUUUUACUAAUAUCAUUACUGAUAGAUCAAAGUAAGAUGAACUGGGAAAGUCAUAAUUAAAGGACCAUGACUCUGGCAGGAUUCAUCUUUAGCAGCCACCACUGCAGAGUUUGUUUUUUACCCUUCCACCUGAAUAGAAUCUCUCUUUGGUCAAAUAUCCUUUACAGCUAAAACUGAGUCUCUGUAAAGAAAACUCGAAAGCUGAGUGCGUUUCUGUUCAGAACAUCACACUGUUAUUGCCAAUUUGUCUACAAGAGUUUGUAAACUUGCAGAUUAGUGCUUUAUGGUCACAGUUUGCUAAGGAUACCGACAUCUGUAUGUUAACUUGUAAAGAUUGUAUUGUACAAAUGGAUUCAUGAAUCCAAUCCGACAGGAGCAUAAAUCAAUGUACACCUUUGUCUUUAAGACGCCUUAAAAACAAAUGAUAUGUAUAGAUUUCAGAGGAAUGUACAAAUAAGAUUCAGGAUCAUGGCCAAAAUCUGUUUAAAUAAGGCAGCAAUUCUAAGGGCACUUUCUUAGGACUAAGCCCUAUUGAAUAACAUAGGACUUCCUUCUGAAUAGGCAUAUUUAGGAUUGCUCCCUAAGCAUGCUCCAGUUUAAUUUGUUGAGUGAGUUUCCCACGAGAGAGUGUCUUUAUACAAGGUAUUUUAAAUGGAAUUUGUACAAUUUUUCUCAUCAUACCAUCGAUUGUUUAUUUUUGAAACUCAAUACUGGUUUUAAAAAUAAGUACGAAUCUACC
Molecule: messenger RNA, 2074 nt
Organism: Eublepharis macularius
Lineage: Eukaryota; Metazoa; Chordata; Lepidosauria; Squamata; Eublepharidae
Gene: TMEM237
Product: transmembrane protein 237
Exons: 11
Coding region: 1-1107 (368 amino acids)
Biological process (GO): cilium assembly
Cellular component (GO): ciliary transition zone
Source: RefSeq, a predicted model, not a curated record